CACGUCCGUCUUCAAGAAUUGGAUUCCGAUUCCUCAUUUCCCAAAACUCUACUUUCUGUCUCCUUAUGUUUUUUGAGCUUCCAAACUUCAGCAGCAGCUGCUUCUCUCUCACACUCAAAACCCCCUGCUAAAAAACCCUAUCUCUCCGAGUUCAGAGAGAGACAGACAGCACAAACAUGGCGGAUCUCAACAACCAUGGCGUCGCCGCCGCCAUUCUUCCGAUUCCAGGGAAGCGUAACGUUCUUAUUACAAGUGCUCUUCCUUACGUCAACAACGUUCCUCACCUCGGCAACAUCAUCGGCUGUGUAUUGAGUGCGGAUGUUUUCGCACGGUAUUGUCGGCUUCGAGGUUAUAACACUGUAUACAUUUGCGGGACUGAUGAGUAUGGUACUGCCACUGAAACUAAAGCGAUGGAGGAGAAAUGCACUCCUAAACAGAUUUGUGACAAAUACCAUGCAAUUCAUAAGGAAGUCUACGAAUGGUUCAACAUAAGUUUUGAUAAAUUUGGACGCACGUCAAGCCCCGAACAGACUGAAGUUUGUCAAUCUGUUUUUAAGAAGCUGAUGGAGAACAAUUGGCUUACAGAGAACACAAUGCAACAGCCUUAUUGUGAUACUUGUGAAAAGUUCUUAGCUGAUCGCCUUGUUGAGGGUAUUUGCCCAACACCUGGCUGCAAUUAUGAUUCUGCCCGAGGUGAUCAGUGUGAAAAAUGUGGAAAACUUUUGAAUCCUACAGACCUGAAAGAUCCUAAAUGCAAAGCAUGCCAAUCUACUCCGCGCAUUCGUGACACAGAUCACUUGUUUCUUGAACUUCCACUGCUCCAAGACAAGUUGGAAGAAUACAUAAAUAAGAUGUCAGAAGCUGGAUCUUGGAGCCAGAACGCUAUUCAAGUAACAAAUGGAUGGCUGAAAGAAGGACUUAGAUCACGGUGUAUUACUAGAGAUUUGAAAUGGGGGGUCCCUGUCCCGCACGAAAAGUUUAAAGACAAGGUAUUUUAUGUUUGGUAUGAUGCACCUAUAGGGUAUAUUUCAAUCACAGCAUGCUACACGCCAGAUUGGGAGAAGUGGUGGAAAAACCCUGAAGAUGUUGAGCUAUAUCAGUUUAUGGGCAAGGAUAAUGUGCCAUUCCAUACUGUGAUGUUUCCAUCAACACUUCUUGGUACUGGUGAAAGCUGGACUUUGAUGAAGAGUAUCAGUGUCACAGAGUAUCUGAACUAUGAAGCAGGCAAAUUCUCCAAAAGCAAAGGCAUUGGAGUAUUUGGGAAUGACGCCAAGGACACAAGUAUUCCUGUAGAAGUCUGGAGAUACUACUUGCUAACUAACCGGCCUGAGGUGUCAGACACAUUGUUUACUUGGGCAGAUUUACAAGCAAAACUAAACAGUGAGCUGCUGAGCAAUCUGGGGAACUAUGUAAAUCGGGUCUUGAGCUUUAUUGCUAAGCCAUCAGAUCAGGGAUAUGGUUCUGUCAUUCCUGACGCUCCACAGGCAGAAGCACAUUCUUUAACUAAGGCAUUAGCAGAAAAAGUAGGAAAGCAUGUAGAGCAAUAUGUAGAAGCUAUGGAAAAGGUUAAGCUAAAGCAAGGACUUAAAACCGCAAUGGCCAUUUCGAGUGAAGGAAAUGCUUAUUUACAGGAAAGUCAAUUUUGGAAGCUUUAUAAAGAGGAUCAGCCUGCAUGUGCUGUGGUCAUGAGAACUGCCGCAGGACUAGUGUAUCUCUUGGCCUGUUUAUUAGAGCCUUUUAUGCCAUCUUUUUCUCUCGAGGUACUAAAACAACUUAAUAUGCCUCGACUUCAAGUAUCUCUUUCGGAUGAAAAUGGGGAUCUUGAGAAAAUCAGGAUACUCUGGGAUAUUUUACCUGCUGGUCACAAAAUAGGGAAACCGGAACCAUUAUUCAAGGAACUGAAAGACGAAGAAAUGGAAUUUUAUCGGGAGAAGUUUGCUGGAAGUCAAGCUGACAGGGCUGUUAAAGCUGCUGCGGAAAAGACUGCUGAGCAGUUGAAGAAAACAAAGAUAUCAGAUAAAAGUGAGAAGAAAAAGGCUGCAAAGCCUGCUGGUGGAUCCAAAACUAAGUCGACCCCUGAACCAGAAGUAACGAUUGCUAGACUUGAUAUUCGAGUUGGCCUUAUAACAAAAGUUGAGAAGCAUCCUGAUGCAGAUUCCCUUUACGUGGAAGAGAUCGAUGUUGGUGAAGCAGCACCUAGAACUGUUGUCAGUGGUCUUGUCAAGUACAUACCUAUUGAGGAAAUGCAGAACCGAAAGGUAUGUGUACUUUGCAACUUGAAACCAGCUAGCAUGAGAGGGAUCAAGUCUCAUGCCAUGGUUCUUGCGGCUUCCAACAGCGAGCACACCAAGGUAGAAUUAGUUGAGCCCCCAAAAGAUGCUUCCAUUGGGGAGAGGGUCAAGUUUUCAGGUUUUGAUGGUGAGCCAGAUGAUGUUUUAAACCCAAAGAAGAAAGUGUGGGAGACAUUGCAAGUGGAUCUAAGCACAGACUCUAAUUUGGUGGCCCGGUUCAAAGAUUUGCCAUUCACCACAUCAGCUGGUAUCUGCAAGGUUUCGUCAAUUGCGAAUGGAACCAUAAAGUAGGGACGCUCCAUAGUUUACAGCCUAUUGAAUACAGAUAAAGUUUCCAAUUAUUUAAAAAGAAUUUCUCCACAGGGCAGUUUCCAUCCUUUUACUAUGUUGAAAAGUUUUGUUACGAUGUUCUGUAUUUGCCCCAGCAGUCAAGCUUUUAAGGUAUUGUCAAUUUGAAGGGGUUACACCGACUCUUGUAUUUCCAUGCUUAUGAACUUAUGAUGGGAGUUUGUGGAUUUUUAAAUUGGUAAUAUCUUCACUGA
This is a messenger RNA of Spinacia oleracea (spinach), 2833 nucleotides long. Its product is annotated as probable methionine--tRNA ligase. Gene Ontology annotation, biological process: methionyl-tRNA aminoacylation. Gene Ontology annotation, molecular function: tRNA binding; ATP binding; methionine-tRNA ligase activity. Gene Ontology annotation, cellular component: cytosol; aminoacyl-tRNA synthetase multienzyme complex. The coding region runs from base 177 to 2582 and encodes 801 amino acids. The record is from RefSeq and is a predicted model, not a curated record. The transcript has 17 exons. NCBI's taxonomy places the organism in Eukaryota, Viridiplantae, Streptophyta, Magnoliopsida, Caryophyllales, Amaranthaceae.